This is a messenger RNA of Daphnia pulicaria, 3603 nucleotides long. RefSeq lists its product as uncharacterized. The record is from RefSeq and is a predicted model, not a curated record. The coding region runs from base 1 to 3603 and encodes 1200 amino acids. Gene Ontology annotation, biological process: DNA integration. The transcript is spliced from 2 exons. Gene Ontology annotation, molecular function: nucleic acid binding. NCBI's taxonomy places the organism in Eukaryota, Metazoa, Arthropoda, Branchiopoda, Diplostraca, Daphniidae.
AUGGGGAUUCUAAUGAGGUUUAGGCGAUAUUGCAUAGCGUGGACGGCCGACAUCGAGAAGGCGUUUUUGCAAAUCAAAAUCCACAAAGACCACGAGCAAAUCGUGAGGUUUCUUUGGGUCGAAGACCCCGAAGCUGCCAUACCCAAGGUGGUGGUCUACGCAUGGAAGAGACUCACCUUUGGACUCGCAUCGAGCCCAUUUAUACUCAGGGCCGUUCUAACCUGGCACCUGCAGAAGUACGAAACAGAGUACCCAGGCAUCACAGCCAGGACUCUUAACCAAAUCUAUGUCGACGACUGGAUGGGGGGAGCCGAAACUCCCGAACAAGCUGCCGAAGAGAUAAGGCUGAUAAGUCGAAUCUUGGGGGAGAUCAAGAUGAAACUCUGUAAGUGGUCGACGAAUUCGGCCGAGCUAACAAACUUACUACGGGGGGAGUUCGAAUUCUCCUCCCGACCAUCGAAAUUGGGAAUAGAUGAGGUGUUCGAACAUGCGGACAAAAAGGCUCUGGGAAUCCUUUGGGACCCAGUAACCGACCAGUUCAAAUUCAACGCCGAUAAAAUAAUAUCCGAGGCACGAAGGCUAGGAGAAGGGCUUACCAAGCGACAGCUGUUUAGCCUAGCGCUAACGCUAUACGACCCGUUGGGCUUCAUCUCAUGGUUAGCCAACGGCAAAUGGGAUCAGAUAGUGAACAGUUGCACCAAUGAGAAUUGGGAGGAGUUCAUCAAAGGUCUCGAAGACCUACAGCUCAUACGGAUUCCUCGCUGGACGGGCAUAGAGGUUAAGGAGCCUAGCGAACUCCACAUCUUCUGCGAUGCCAGCGAGGUAGGAUAUGGGGCCGUAGCAUACGAAGUGCAAGGGACGACGAUCGCCCUCAUAGCAGCAAAAUCAAAGGUGGCUCCGUUACCAAAAAAGGCAAUGACCAUCCCUCGGCUCGAACUGCUGAGUAACCUGAUGGCGUCUAUACUUGGCAAGUAUAUACGAGACCAACAUCGGGUUGAACACAAAGCGCACAUCUGGACCGAUUCUCAGAUAGCGACAUGUUGGAUCACGGCCACCAACAAAACCCCAGAAAUCUGGGUACAAAACCGAGUCUCGAAGAUCAGAGAAUUCGGCGCAGAAAUCCACUUCUGCGAAGGGACUCAGAACCCGGCUGAUCUCCUCUCAAGGGGAGGCUCAGCAAAGGAAAUCCAGAGAUCGAACUGGUGGAAGGGCCCCGAAUGGCUCCCGGAGUAUGACAAGUAUAAGCCGAUCGAAAUCAAGGCAAACCUCAUUCAAACGGAUAUGGUCCGUCCGAAACACCCAGACUGGCGCAAAGAGUACAGCGACUGGGAUAAAAUGGUCAGAGCUCAGGCUAUGAUCCAAAGAGCAGUGGACGGCUUUAAAGGUAAAAUGUACCGGCCUUCCCUCAUUAUCGAGCAAGUCCUGUUUGACAUGGUUGACUUGAAGGAAAUCAAGUUCAAAAAACCGGGAUCGAGAUGCCAGGUUUCAUUCAAGCGACUCACAUAUGAGGAGCUACUCACGGCACGAUACGCCUUGAUAAGACACGCACAGAUGGAGUCAUACCCCGAGGAUUACGAUAGAAUCGAGCGGGGGAAAGUCCCGAGAGACAAGAUGUUCAGAAAGUUGAGACCGGUGUUCGACACGACGAAUCGAAUUAUCAGGUGCAGGGGACGAGCCCAGGUACUGUUGGCAAGAUAUCAUCUCGAUGCAUUGAUCUUACUCCCGCCCGAUCACUAUAUAACCACAGUCUUGCUACGCAAGCUGCAUAGGAGGGUCGGGCACAUGGGAAUGAACGCCAUGACCAUGGAAGUCAGAAGCGAAUUCUGGCUGCCCAAACACUGUCAGGUGAUAAAAGACAUCCUCAACCGAUGCGUGAGAUGUCAGAAGGUCAACGCAACAGCCUUCAGCGAAAAGCCAGCUCACUUGCCAAUUGAACGGCUGAAAAUAUCCGAUCCUUUUUCAGUCACCGGCAUCGACAUGGCCGGUCCGUACAAUGUACUAGUAAACGAACCGAGUAAAGCGGUGAUAGUCCAGCCAAGGACUGAGCCAGGAGUCCCCGAAGAGGAAUCAGAAUCAUCCGACGAAUCGGAUGAAGAGUUGGUACCGGAGAGAGUCGAUGCCCUCGACAAGAAAAAGAAAAAGAAAAAGAAAGAAAAGAAACAACCCAAGUUUGCGAUUGACGGGAGACAGAUAGUCAAAGUGUACAUAGUUAUGUUCACUUGUGCCACGACAAGAGCCGUUCACCUAGAGGUAACUAGAGGAAAAAGUGCGGCGGCGUUCAUUAACGCUUUCCGUCGGUUCUGCGCGUUAAAAUACGCGCCAAGAACAGUCUAUUCAGACAACGCGCUGGAAUUCGAUAGUACGGCAAGAUACCUCAGAAGACUCUGGCUAUGCAAGACAGUCUACGACUUCAUGGCCAAUAGAAACAUCUCUUGGCGGUUCUCAGCGAGUGUAGCUCCCUGGUGGGGUGGCUUCUGGGAACGCAUGAUAAAGACCGUGAAGCAAGCGUUGCAUAAGACCUUUAACCCGAAGCAGAUGGACUUCGACAUGUUCCAUACGGUGAUCACAGAGAUCAGUGACAUCGUAAACAACCGUCCGUUGGGAUAUAUCGCUGGCGACGAAACGGCUCUAACUCCGAACCAGUUAAUCAAAGGAGGCUUUGUAAACAAGUUCGACACCGAACCUCCGGAAGAGGAAGAACUGCUCGGCGCAGACUCCUUGUUUCUCACGAACAGAGAAGCCGCUAGACGAAAGCUAGUGGCAGACUGGUGGACAGAAUUCGUCCCAACCUAUCUGAAGGAUCUAAAUAGAUUCCAUCAAGAGCAAAUACCGUCGAAAUCGGUCAAGCUAGGACAAGUAGUCUUGAUCCACGUGGACUACGUCAAGCGAAUCAAUUGGAACAUUGGGCGAGUGAUCGAACUCAUCAAGGGUCGAGAUCACUUAGUCCGGAAAGUCAAGCUAGUCAUGGUCGACUCAAAGGGCAAAACGUCAAUCGUAAAUAGACCUGUCCAGAACUUGUACCCUCUCGAAGUAGAACCAGGUAUCAUCGACGCAGACUUUGCCAAGAACCCGAGCAGAUUUGGAGAUCACGUAACCUCAUCUGGGCAAGUAUGUAAGAGAACUUACAUGGGGGGAGUGUGGAAUACCACGGCCCUCGGCGAUGAGGCUACGGAUUGCCGGCCACAUGUGGCACAGCCACGAGAGGUAACGAUUGCCUCGGCAUUUGACGGAGUAACUGGGAAACGUCCGGGCAACGGUGAUAAGGCUACGAGUCGCCGGCCACAUGGGGCACAGCCGCGAGAGACAACGAGUGCCUCGGGUGUGGACGGUGGAGACACGAAUCGUCCGUCAGAUGUGGCACCGGCCACGGGAGUAAGACCACGACACGGUCAACCGAAGAUGCCGGUGGUAAACUUACCGGCGUCGGCCGACCUCGAAAGGUCUAACCCGAUAGAGUGGAUAGAUGACGAAGAUCUAACACCCAAGCAGCUCAGAGCUGAAGUACGAAGACGCGACCGAGCGCAGGCAGCGUGGAGACCGAAGCCCGCUGCUAAGAAUGCGACAGGGGUUGAUCCGGACCAGCGCGAGGUGCUGGACGGAUAA